AAUUCCUCUAAUAAGUCUGAAACCGAAUUCUCUCGUCAACCAAAAUUCAACGAUGUGCAGCGAAACCCAACACCAGCGAGAGAUCGACAACACCAACAACAUAGCUUCCCCGCCCAACACCACCACCACCGCCGCCGCCGCAGUCGAUAACGCGGAGCUCAUCAUCACGUCCGCCCCUGAUCGCCGUCCCUGUGAAGUUCCCGAGCCUGAGCCUCCCGUCUCAGUCCCAGCUUCCAAUGGAACAGUGUCUAAUUCGCUUAUCAAGGCGGAGAAUCCAGUUUCUAGAGCUGUCCCGGCGAUGGAUGCGGUGGUUAAGGUUUUUUGUUUCCAUUCGAAGCCGAAUUUCUCGCUGCCGUGGCAGAGAAAUCGGCAGAACAGCUCGACCAGCAGCGGAUUUAUUAUCAAGGGAAGGAGGGUUUUGACGAAUGCACACUCCGUGGAACACUAUACGCAGGUUAAGCUGAAGAAGAGGGGUUCGGAUACCAAAUAUGUCGCCACCGUGCUUGCAAUUGGGGAAGAAUGCGAUAUUGCUUUGCUAACAGUAGAAGAUGAGGAGUUCUGGGAAGGGGUUUCUCCUGUAGAAUUUGGGGAUCUGCCUGAGCUUCAAGAUGCUGUUACAGUUGUUGGUUAUCCAAUUGGGGGCAAUACAAUCUCUGUAACCAGUGGAGUUGUUUCACGGAUAGGAAUUCUUUCGUACGUUCAUGGAUCAGCGGAUCUUUUGGGAUUGCAGAUCGAUGCCGCCAUCAAUUCUGGAAAUUCUGGUGGACCCGCUUUCAGUGAUAAAAAAACCUGUGUUGGGAUCGCGUUUCAAUCACUCAAGAAUGAGGAUGUUGAGAACAUUGGUUAUGUCAUACCAACGCCAGUCAUUAUGCACUUCAUUCAAGAUUAUGAGAAGAAUGGAAGAUAUACUGGGUUCCCAGUUCUUGGGGUUAAGUGGCAAAAUCUCGAAAAUCCAGACUUGCGUUUGUCGAUGGGGAUGAAACCUGAACAGAAGGGUGUGCGCAUAAGAAAAAUUAAUCCCACUUCACCAGGGUAUUCUAUUUUGAAACCAUCAGAUAUUAUACUUAGCUUUGAUGGGGUCGAUAUUGCGAAUGAUGGAACAGUUCCAUUUAGGCAUGGUGAGCGCAUAUGCUUUAGCUACCUGGUGUCCCAAAAGAAUACUGGGGAUACUGCUACGAUUAAAGUUCUGCGUAAUUCUGAAACUCUGAAGCUGAAAGUCAAACUUGACAUAGACAGAAGGCUCAUUCCAGCUCACAAUAAGGGGAAACCUCCUUCAUAUUAUAUUAUUGCUGGAUUUCUUUUUUCUACUGUUUCUGUUCCAUAUCUACGUUCUGAGUAUGGAAAAGAUUUCGAGUUCCUAGUUCCAGUCAAGUUGCUGGACAAACAGCUGUAUGGAAUGCCCCAGUCACAGGAUGAAGAAAUCGUUGUUGUUUCUCAGGUGCUUGUGGCUGACAUCAAUAUUGGAUAUGAGAAUAUCAUCAACUCCCAGAUUCUUGGUUUCAAUGGUGAGCCUGUGAAGAACCUCAAGAGUUUGGCUAGCAUGGUGGAGAGCUGCAAUGAAGAGUAUUUGAAAUUUGAUCUGGAACAUCAAAAGCUUGUGGUCCUCCAAACGAAGACGGCUAAAGCCGCAACCUUGGACAUUCUGGCGACCCACUGCAUACCAUCAGCCAUGUCGGAUGACCUCAAAGCAUGAUACUAUGCAUAUAAUCUGUCCAUCCGAAAAAUAGUCACAUUUUUUUCAUAUUUGUCUUUCACCAAAAUAGUGAAAAUAAUGUAUUGAUUAUUGCAUUUAUAAUGUUAUAAAUAAAUGAAAAGUACUCCAUUCUGUUCGA
This is a messenger RNA of Salvia splendens (bonfire salvia), 1832 nucleotides long. Its product is annotated as protease Do-like 9. The transcript has 9 exons. Gene Ontology annotation, molecular function: protein binding; serine-type endopeptidase activity. Gene Ontology annotation, biological process: proteolysis. NCBI's taxonomy places the organism in Eukaryota, Viridiplantae, Streptophyta, Magnoliopsida, Lamiales, Lamiaceae. The record is from RefSeq and is a predicted model, not a curated record. Bases 53 to 1693 code for a protein of 546 amino acids.